AUGGCUAAAGUUGUGAAGGCCAGUGAAGUCGCCGUUGCCCGGCGCGAGGCUGCAAGACGCCUGCAGCAAGAUCUCAAACUAAGCCUGGGCCAAGGUCAGAGCCUUCCCGAUAUGCUGAUGAUGGCGCCGCUAGCCAUCAAUCUGCUCGGACAGAUCAAGCUUCUAGCUUUCUCAGAUAAAGCAUUGUGCAUCCACUUGGAGGAGCCUAGGAGUGGUUUUCAACAUUUACAACGAAAAAUCCUCUCAAGUGCCAUGAUCCAAAUUGUUGAUCAAUCUGCCGACGCAUUUGACUCCGCGGAGAAGAACAUGCGCGCCAUCAGAAUGCAGACAAAUGUCAUGUUCGGGAAGACUGGCCAUGUCCAAACAAUUCUUAUGUGUCUACAAGAUCCGCGAUUGGCUAAGAGAAACCUUCUCAAUACCAUGAGCAGAUUUCAAGAAGAUAUGGAGACAUGCGCCAAACGGGCACAAGACACCGAGGCAAAAUUUGACGCCCUUGUCAAAUGUGCUGGCGAACUCAGCUUAGCUAUGGCAGAUGGGAUGGCAAUGGCGGAAUUGGAAAAGGUCAGGAUAGCACAGAAGGAAAUGGCAGCCAACGCACUAAAGGAGUGUCAGAAUAGCUGCCUCGCUCUUCUCGAGGCUCAAAUUCAAGAUGCUCAAUCCGAGUUUACGCAAGCCAGAGGCCAAUAUCAAAAGACUGCUGCUAAAGGUGAAAUCUCGGCUCUGGCCAUGGAAGUUGCCAUUGGCAGUGGGAGUAGUGUCAACGGUCUCGUCAACGCAACUAUAAAUAUUUUCAAGGAGACACCGAAAGUCGCCAUUGAGACCGUGAAAGCCGCUAGUGAGGCUGUGAAAACCGUUACUCAAUGGACUCCUAUCAAAAUCUACAAUACGCCACCAGCAGCCGCGUCAAUCCCUACAACUGCGAGGCCGAUCGAACAGAAUGCGGUCCCUAGCCAGCAACCAGCUACUCUGGGAAUUGACCCCGCUCUCUUUGCAGCUGAGCAGAUCGAAACGCAGUUACUUAACCUCGAUAGGCUACUAAACGAAGACCUGCUAGCCAUCGUUGAAGAUGGUGGAUUUGAGAUUACAGCCUGUGCUCAACGGCUUGGCGAUUUGAAGACAGGGCUGGGAGAAUUCCCUAGCAAACACACGUUGAGCGCCCGAGCCAUCUUAAAUGAAGCACUCGAUGUCACGACGGCAAUCUUAGCAAAAGGCAAGACAGAUAAGUCGAGGGGGGACCACGACGAAUGGAGUAAGAAGAUUAAUUUCUGGAAUAAUACCACGAGCUCCCUCUUGAACAGAGCAACGAAACUUCGAUCAUUCGCAGCCUCCCAGCCCGGUCAAGGAUUUGGAGGCUCCAUGGACUCGGCAGCCCUGAACGUACCACCGAGCAAUUCGAAUUACUCAAAGUUCCUCCGCCAACGGCACCAGAAACUCCUCAUAACCAGAGCCGCUAUGAACGAAGCUCGUAACAAUCUCGAAAGGGCGGUUCAGAAGCAACUUCAAGUAACAAAUCGAACCACCGAGAACGCGCGGGCGCUGAAGGAGCUCGAAUUCAAGGAAGCCACAAUGGAGGAUACGAAGAAGAUUCUGCGCAAGUCGAUUGAUAUCAUGACAGCAAUGCAAGACCAAGUACGACAGUUGACGGGCUUCUUCAACGCGCUGGCCAAUAUCAUCUCCAUUGUCUGCAAGGGCCACGCUGAGCAGUACCUCCAGACGAUCAAAGCGGGUAUCACAAAGCCAGGAGACCAGUUUACCCUUGCUUAUAGUGAGGCGCAGCUUCAGAUGAUCCGCGAGAGUGUCAUCACUCUGCGUGGCCACUUCAGCUUUGUGGUGCACUCGGUCGAUAUGUACCAGGAGAUUGCUACGACACAUAUCAACCCUUGCAUCCGCCUAGUUGCCAACCUACCUUUGAGUGCCGACUCUAACGAGCAGAAAAAAGCAAAAACAUUUCUCGAGAAGAGAACAGAGGAGAGCUCCAAGGCCAUACAGAAGCUCGCCAAGCAGGAGCUAGAAGCUUACCAUCGAGACUUUGAGAAACGAAUACAAGAGAUCGAGGAAGAGAUGGCGGCCCUUGGCCUUCCGGCUGCAGUAGAAGACGAAGAGAAUCUCAAGGCAAUUGAAGACGGCGUGAAAGAGUCAGGGGAGAAGAUUUCAGAAGAUCUUGAAGAGAUGGAUAACCUUUUAAACAUGGAAAUUUUAGACGAUCUCUAG
This is a messenger RNA of Trichoderma breve, 2211 nucleotides long. RefSeq lists its product as uncharacterized. The record is from RefSeq and is a predicted model, not a curated record. NCBI's taxonomy places the organism in Eukaryota, Fungi, Ascomycota, Sordariomycetes, Hypocreales, Hypocreaceae. The coding region runs from base 1 to 2211 and encodes 736 amino acids. The transcript has 5 exons.